This is a messenger RNA of Colius striatus (speckled mousebird), 9202 nucleotides long. It is a transcript of the gene SEC16A, whose product is annotated as SEC16 homolog A, endoplasmic reticulum export factor. NCBI's taxonomy places the organism in Eukaryota, Metazoa, Chordata, Aves, Coliiformes, Coliidae. Gene Ontology annotation, cellular component: ER to Golgi transport vesicle membrane; endoplasmic reticulum exit site. The record is from RefSeq and is a predicted model, not a curated record. The coding region runs from base 209 to 7597 and encodes 2462 amino acids. Gene Ontology annotation, biological process: autophagy; Golgi organization; COPII vesicle coat assembly. The transcript is spliced from 32 exons.
ACGUCGGCGGCGGAACUGCGAGCCGGCUGCUCCAAGAUGGCGGCGGCGGGGGAGGAGGCGGCUGGCGCCGCGGCCGGGAGCAGGGGCGGCAGCGCCCGCUGCUGAGGGGCCUCUGUCGGCCUGGGAAGGGGCUGCCAGGGUGGCAGAACUCUGUCUACAGUAUCCACUCCUAGUUUGUCAUCUAGCAGGACCCUACCUGAAGGCCAUCAUGCAGCAGCCUCCACAGACUGUUCCAGCCGGAGCGGCAGCUCCACCUCCUGCAGGCAUCGCUCGGAAUGCGUACUGGAGAAACAGCUCGCUCAGUAAACGAGCAAAUGCCUCAGCUGCCCCGGUGCAGCCUGUGACAGACCCUUUUGCAUUUGGCAGACAAACUCCACAGGGUUCCUCUCUAGAUAAUCCAUCCAAGGGCAAUGCAUUAGUUAUGCCGAGUUCUUCCCCAGCGGUGUUUCCACAGCCAGACGUUCCGCACGCUUCGCCACCGCUGGCGGGGGGCAAUCCCCAUGGACUGCAGACGCCUUUAUCAGCUCCUGUAUCUCAACCAGGAGUAAAUACCAGUAUAUUUUCUAGUGUUCCAGUUCCUUCGCCGUCCCUGGGAUGUGUUAUAAAUAGUGCUACAGAAGUGCAUCCAAAUGCAGAUCUUGGACUCCGUGGGCCUGCAGUACCGUUGCAUUAUAACACAGGAGGAGCAGUGGAAAAUUCUUUCAGUGUGCAUCCUGGAAUGGUGUCUGCAUCAAACAAACCUGGAGGUAGGCAAGAUGUUAGUAGAGAUCCCAGUGAUGUUCCUUCAGGACCCAAUGCAACAGCACUCUUCCCUCCAGCUCCCCAGCAGCCAAUGUCUCAGUGGAGGCCUGUUCAAGGUAACCAACAGUCUCCAGUUCGGAAUUUCGUGCCCUGUCCUGAGCCGUCUUCUCAGGCUGCUGUUCGGAACAUUUCUCAUUCUUCUGUCAGCACUUCUCAUCCUCCUCCACAGAUGAAUUUACAGCAGGGUCCUGUACACCAAGGUGUUCCACAAAAUAUGCAAGCACCUUUAUCCAUUGGUUGUGAAAAGAAUGGGAAAAAUGUCUCUGCAAAUAGCAGUCAUCACAUGAACAGCAUCCAGCCUGGGAAUGUGUUUAGGCAGAACACAGAAAUGGCUAACGCUUGGUUAAGUCAACCAUACCAGGAACAGUUUUACCCACAGCCACCUUUGCAAGAUUCCAGUUUUGUCAUUCCCACAGCUCAGGAAAAUAACCCUCAAAACCAGUCUCUGGAUAGGUCUGAAACAUCAAACAGACCUGUUCCUACAGAUGGAGAUUCAGGAACUCUGUCCAUGUUUUUCAAAGGGGAUGAGGCAGAAAAUGAAGAAAUACUUUCAUCUGAAAAAAAUUACGUAGUUGAGAAAACAGAGUUUGAUGCUGGUCAGCCAAAUUCAGCAUCCUUGUAUCACCAGGCACCUCAUCCUCAGUGGGCUGCAGCUAACGUUCUCUCUCAGGCACAGAUGGGGACAGGUUCAGGCAAUGAGAUGGUACAGAAAGGAAUGGAUGUCCAGUACUUCCCAAAAAUUGUAAGUCAUCAGGAGACACAGGGACGUAUAGGUGACACGUCUGGGAAUGGGGGGUCACAGUAUGAAAAUGUUGAGAAUCUGGAGUGCAUUCAGAAUCAAGAAGUGCUGCCAAAUGAACCACAGAACAUCAGUGCUUCAUCCCCAGCUGCUGGUCCUGAUCUGUACAGGUAUGGAUCAUUUCCAGGUCAAAUGCUUCCAAAAAAUGCUGUCAUGAGCCAUGUUGAAGGAGGACCAAAUUUGGAGGCGCCUGAUUCAUUACCUCAUCCUGUCCGACCAGACAGUGUAUCUUCAAACUAUAGCAACAUUAGCCACAGGAGUGCUUCUAGCUCAGCAAGACCUCAGGAGCAAGUUGGUACAUUUAUUCAGCAAGAAAGUGGGAAGCCUGAUGAGGAAUCUUCUGCUAGCUUCUUCAAACAGAUUGACUCUUCUCCUUUGGGAGGUGAUUCGAGUGAGCUCAACCUGAGCAAGAACUACCAUGGUAAUCUAUCCCAGCCUCCAACUCCAAGCCCUCCUAAGCCUACAGGAGUAUUUCAGACAAGUGCAAAUAGCUCUUUUGAACCUGUGAGGUCCCAUGGAGUUGGUAUAAAACCUGCAGAGAUUGACCAAGCAAAAAUGGUAGUUGAAUUAAGAGAGAACCACUCAAACCAAAAGAGUAUCAAGAAGAGUACAGCUGUGCCGACUGUGUCCCCAGGUAAUCUUGAACAGCCACCAGAUAAUCUGGAAACUAUUUUCAUGCCUCAGGUACACCCACUGCCUCUUGCAGUCACUGGUGAAGCUGGAAAUAUGUUGCACUCUGGACCUGUUGUGGAAAACAUACAGUCAUUAUCUGAGAGAAGGUCCUCAACAAGAGCUCAGGGAGCAGUUAAGAAGUGUGAUAGCCCAGCAACAACUUUGUGGGCUCAUAAUGAGUUACCUAAUUUUGGGGGAAAUGUUCUUCUAGCUCCUGCUGCUCCUGCAGUGUAUGUUCCCGCCAAGCAAACUGUAGAAGUCAUUCAGCCACCAGAAGAAGGCCUGUCUAAUCAGCAGCCAAGUAAACCAGGGACUAUUGGCAUGCAGCUUUCCCAAGAAGGAAAUAUAGCUUCUGAAAAUCUUGAGAACCCUCCCAAAAUGGGAGAAGAGGAGGCACUUCAGUCUCAGGCAAGUUCUGGUUAUGCAAGUUUGUUGUCUUCUCCACCUACAGAGUCUUUGCAAAAUCAGCCUAUCCUGAUUGCUCAGCCUAAUCAAAGCUAUAACUUGGCUCAGCCAAUUAAUUUCUCUAUUUCUCUAUCUAAUCAGCUAAACAGCAAUGAAAACAAUCAGCCAAUGAAGGACUCUGGGGUUGGGGACAAGCCUGCAAUGGGUCCCCAGACUUCACACGCUGGUGGGAUCGUUUCUGGGGAAAACGUGCCAUUGCCUGUGAUGCAAGUUGGAUCUCUAUUAGUUAAUACACUUCCAAAUACUAAUCUGUUAAAACACAGUUUAUUACAAAGCCCUGUUAAUUCUUCUGAUACUGCUUCUAAUCAGCCUGCAAACUUGCUUAUGAAAACUCCACUUAAUUUAGCCACAGAAGGGCAAAAGAAUAUUAAUACGGAAGGUUUUGUUCCUGAAUUUGCUAGCAAGCCAGGAUCUAAUUCAUCCGUUUCUCCUGGAACCAGUCUCCCCAGUGGAAGUGCAAGUGCUGUAGUUCCCCCUGUGAAUUCUGUAGUACAGGCUAAUAAUUCUGCACAUCAUUCAAGUAGCAAAGAAGAAGCUGCUGGAGUGCUUGACUUCACAGUGUCACGGACGUUGGAGAAAAGCAGCGCGAAUAAUUCUGUACAGGUGCACAAUCAGUCACUUGCUGUUGGUCCAGUGUAUCCUCAACAGCCAGCUGGUAGUGCUGGUCAGGUGGGUCCUGAGAUGCAUGACAAACAGCAUUUCUAUCAACAGGUGACAAAAGAUGCACAGCAUCAGGCUAUAUCAGACAGAGCUGUACAGGGAGUGUUGUCAUCUCAGCCACAAACACAAGCAGCUCAGAUGCAGCAACCCACAUCUUCUGGGCAGUCCUCGCUUCCUUCAAACUACCACAUUGCCACAGGGACUAAAGCCAUGCAGGCAUCGCAGCAGGGCGAGAACCAGGUACUGAGUAACCAUCCUCAGCCUGUGGGUCCUCAAGAGGCAGCUUCAGCACAGAUGGCACCGAGGUACGAUCAGACGAGUCCUGAUAACCACCCAGUGCCCGGGCAGCCAGCAGCUGCUCCGGCUUCCACAGCCCCUUCCACCACCACCACCACCACUCAGUCAGUGAUGCCGAAUGCACAGCAAGACCCACAGCGUCCAGCCCCGCCUCAGACACCUCAGGAUGCCUUUGGUCCACCCCAGAACCCUUACUACUACUACAGACAUCCUUAUGAUGCUUACCAGCCUUCAUACCCACCGCUGUAUCCUCCUGCAGACCCCAGAACAGCAGCUCAUCUUUAUUAUAUGGAUGAUAACUACGGGCAGUACGACCCACGGUACAGACACUAUGAGAGCACCAGCAACACUUACAUGGAGCCUGGGAGCUAUCGGUAUUCCGAGCCUGAACGGCCCAGUUCCAGAGCUAGUCACUGCUCUGACAGGCCACCUUCCAGGCAAGCGUAUACUGAAGAUUAUUAUACAAAAAGUGGAUGGAGUGAUUACUACCCAGGCUACUACCCAAACUCGUAUGAUUAUGGAGAUCCAGGUCGCUGGGAACGUUACUCAUCAGCGUAUGACCCCAGGUACAGAGAUCCUCGAGGUUACGAUCAGAGAUACUGGUAUGAUGCUGAACACAACCCUUACCAGAAGAGAGAAGCAUAUCCAUAUGGCAGCAGGCAUGACCGAUAUGAAGAGAACUGGAGAUAUGACCCUCGUUUCACUGGGAGUUUUGAUGAUGAAUCUGAACCCCACAGAGAUCCUUAUGGUGAUGAAUUCGAUAGGCGCAGUGUCCACAGUGAGCAUUCUGGUCACAGUCUGCGGAGCUCCCGCAGCAUCCACAGCCGUCAGAGUAGUUUCAGCUCUCGUUCUCAACAAAGCCAGCUGUAUAGGAGCAAUCACGAUCUAACAGCUAACGCGUAUGAAUCUGCCGCGCAGGCGGUGUCCCUGCACACAGAGUACCCCUACGGAGGAUAUGCUGCCCCCUUCGAUGGACAACAGCCCUUUGCAGACUAUGGCUACCCCGCUGAAACUGGAUGGUCAGCUGUAGAGCAAGUACCUUUAAGGCCCUCAACACCUGAGAAAUUUUCAGUGCCUCAUAUCUGUGCCAGGUUUGGUCCUGGGGGCUUCUUAAUAAAAGUGUUGCCAAACCUGCCUUCAGAAGGACAGCCAGCUCUGGUUGAAAUACACAGUAUGGAGACCAUGUUACAACAUUCUCCAGAGCAAGAAGAGAUGAGAGCAUUUCCUGGUCCUCUUGCUAAGGAUGACACCCAUAAAGUGGAUGUUAUUAAUUUUGCACAAAAUAAAGCUACACAGUGCUUUAAGAAUGAAAAUUUAAUUGAUAAAGAAUCUGCAAGUCUUCUAUGGGACUUCAUUGUACUGCUGUGCAGGCAGAAUGGGACUGUUGUGGGAACAGACCUGGCUGAACUUUUGCUCCGAGAUCAUAAAACAGUGUGGCUUCCUGGGAAGUCCCCUAAUGAGGCAAAUCUGAUUGAUUUCACUAACGAGGCUUUGGAACAAGUAGAAGAGGAAUCUGGUGAAGCCCAGCUCUCAUUUCUCACUGAUAGUCUUAGAACCACAGUUGACAGUCUUGACAAGGAGACAGAGAGAUUCAGAGAGCUGCUGCUUUAUGGCCGCAAGAAGGAUGCUUUGGAGUCUGCCAUGAAGCAUGGUUUAUGGGGUCAUGCUCUGCUACUUGCUAGCAAAAUGGACAGCAGAACACACGCAAGAGUUAUGACCAGAUUUGCCAACAGUCUCCCAAUUAAUGACCCUCUGCAGACUGUUUACCAGCUCAUGUCUGGAAGGAUGCCAGCUGCAUCCACGUGCUGUGGAGAUGAGAAAUGGGGAGACUGGAGGCCUCAUCUAGCAAUGGUGUUAUCCAACUUGACGAAUAACGUGGACUUGGAAUCCAGGACCAUUGCUACCAUGGGAGACACUCUUGCUUCUAAAGGACUGCUGGAUGCUGCUCAUUUUUGUUACCUUAUGGCCCAAGUUGGUUUUGGAGUUUACACAAGGAAGACAACAAAGCUUGUCCUAAUUGGAUCAAAUCACAGCUUGCCAUUUUGUAAGUUUGCCACCAAUGAAGCCAUUCAAAGAACAGAAGCCUAUGAAUAUGCACAGUCACUAGGAACUCAGCCUGGCUGCUUGCCCAAUUUCCAGGUUUUCAAAUUCAUCUAUGCUUGUCGACUGGCUGAAAUGGGACUUGCUGCUCAGGCUUUUCAUUAUUGUGAAGUGAUUUCCAGAACUGUCCUUAAAGAUCCACAUUACUAUUCACCUGUACUUAUUGGCCAGCUAAUCCAGAUAUCAUCACAGCUGCGCCUGUUUGACCCACAGAUCAAAGAAAAACCAGAGCAGGAGUCUUUUAUUGAACCAACAUGGUUAGUAAGGCUUCGACAUGUGGAUGGACAGAUCAAGGAGGGUUCAAUAGCUUAUAACACAGACAGAUCCACCCCACCACCAUAUGCAUGUAGUACACCAAGCUCUGAACUAGACCGUGCUAGUGAUGGAGCAGGAGUUGGCCGUGACAUGGCUCCAGGUGCUGAAAAUGCAUUGUUAGCAUCCUUGUUACCCAGCAUGCCUCAGCAGAUGCAAAGUGUGCAGCUGAUGCCUUCAGUACCUCAGACUGUCCUUGAUGGGUCUGCUGCCAUGAUUCCUCCUGGAGACCAGGAACCUGUCCAGAGUGUCCCUUUCUAUCCAGUGGCUUCUCAGCCUAUUGGUCCAGGCCCUGGCUUUGCACCUCCAGGAUUUUCAAAUCCAUAUGGAACUGAACCAUCACCACUGUAUUUGGGGUCAGCACUACCACCUGGAGGCCCACCACAAGAGACUGAGCCACGGUCAGAAGAGCAGACAAAUCUGGAAACAGGAAUGCAGAGAAUUGCCCCAGAGUCUCCUUCACAAAACUCUUUCCCUGAGCAGAGAGAGGAGGAUUUCUAUGGCAGAAUGGCUAGCAUGGCACCAGGACGAAGAUCCAGAUCUGCGUCUCAGUCUUCAGCACAUAUGGGCUAUGGCCAAAGAUCCCGAACAACUUCAGAGUCCUCUGCACAUUCUGUGGGACGAGAGAGAUCCAACUCAGCAGCAAAACAGCCCUCUCCUUCUCCCUCUGUUCCUGUAGGGAAAGACACUAAAAAAGAAGCAAAAAAGGAGGCAGCACCUAGAAAGACGGGUGCAAACUGGUUUCGGUGGCUGAUGGGGAAAGGAAAGAAUGAAGCUCACCUUCCAGAUGACAAGAACAAAUCAAUUGUUUGGGAUGAACAGAAACAACGCUGGGUUAAUCUGGAUGAACCAGAAGAAGAGAGUAAGCCUCCACCACCACCUCCAACAGCAUUUCCUAAAGCUCCUCAAAAUAAUCCACCUGGACCUGGAGGCCCACCUAGUGCCCCUGUCAACAUGUUCUCCAGAAGAGCAGCUGGAAGCAGAGCCCGUUAUGUUGAUGUCCUGAAUCCAGGUGGAACCAAGUCCAGUGGUGCUCUUCCUGCACCAUCAGACCUGUUUGCCCCCUUGGCCCCAAUGCCAAUUCCUGCAAACGUAUUUGUUCCAAACUCAGUUCCAGGGGAGCCCCAGCCACUGGAAGGAACUGGUGCAGCAGAGCACACACCAGCUGCAAACCAAACCAACACAGAUCCUGCUGCAGCUGUUGAACCAGAGUAUUUAAACCCUGCAAACCUUCCUCCUGGGUCUGGACUUCCCGCUUCUAAUCCUGAGGGCUCCCAGUCAGGCGAGCUUUCGCGCUCUAGUUCAAUGAGUUCAUUAUCACGUGAAGUAAGCCAGCAUUUUAAUCAGCCUGCUGCUGUACCACCUUCAGGAGGACCUCCAGCAGGAGCAGUACCCUUCUACAAUCCUUCACAGUUUGCACAAUCUCCUGCAGUCACUGGAAGUUCAAGACUGGGAAGAAUUGGACAGAGGAAGUACCCAACGUUGAAGUAGAACGCAGUGGUUUUGUGUUUGGAGUUCUCACGUUCUGCGUGUACGAAGAACUCUUCAACCUUAUGGCACAUGGUAUCACUACGGGCUGCAGUUGACAGACAUUUAAUGAUGGGUGAUUUGUUUUUAUGGGUCUCUCUACUUUGCACCUCAUCUACGCAAAUCAUUACCAAACAUGAACUGUAUGUAACUUUUCCUUUUAAAAAACCUGGCUAGAAAUAGCUUUGCUGUGGUAAAGGAUAGAAAGGAGGGAGGGAGGAGAUAGUUGCUGUCUGUUACAAACUAUUUGUGAAUUGCAUAAGCAAUUUAUUCCUUAAGUUUAUUUUAAACCUACUAGUGUGACCUUCCAAGACAUAGUUUCAGGGAUUCCUUACUUUCUGAAGGAUGCUCCUGUCCCAGUGGGGGAAAAAACACAUCCACAUUGUAACAUAAUGCUCUGUGGCCUUAAGAGGACCAUACACAAUUGUAAUGCUUAUCACAGAGGACUUGGUUUGUCAGUGUGUGGAAUCAGAGAUAUUCAUCUGAGAAAUGCCUCAUGCCAGUUUGGUUUUUAAGGGGGGAGGGGGCCACAGCUCAUCCAAAUAAAUCGACCUGUAUUGAAUGAAAACUGUGACUGUAAUCUAAUCCUAAUUUCAUUUGGAUCUUACCUAGUAUGUAUGUAGUUUGUGGUCUAGACUACUUGUAAAGCAAAUUGUAUAGUCUGAAAGGAGCUCUCUGUAUAAUAGCCAAUGCUGUACCAUUUGACGAGUGAGUGUUCUUUUAAGUGCAAUACGGUUACUUGCUUUCUCUCAAACUGCUGGCACUGUCCAAUUAAGGUGAUAACAGCUUGAAAGUUGUUUAAUGUUUUUCCUGUUGAGUGCCAGAAUCAGUGUAAUACUCUGUUCUUGAAUUUCCAGUACUAAAAUAGCCAAGGUCUUAAAUAGCUAACAGCUGAAUUUCAAACAUAAUGAAAGUAGAUGGAUUAGACCUCUACUGAUGGACUUCAAAAUCCUUAUGUUUAUUAUAGGAAAUCUUGAAAACCAUGAUAUGCAACAUUCAUAUUCUUUGAAGAAUCUGAAUUAUCUGCAAAGAGAGAAAUAAACUUUUAAAUAUUUAUUAAAUCAUUAGGCCAUAUUUUAUUUAGAACUGACACCAAACUACUUGAUUUUACUUGAAUUUCUGCCCAUGAGUAGAAAUAAUGUGAAUGUGAAAUCAGCAGUGUUGGUCCCUGAUUGGGUUUCUUGUUUUGUUUCUUUUCCUGGGUUAUGCCACCUUCCUGAGAUCUCCAUAGCCUUACAUACGUGCUAAAAGGUUUGUAUGUAGCUGAAGCGAAAAUGCUGUUGUUGGGGGAUUGGAAACCUUUGCAUAAUGGUCCAUACUCGAUUCCAGACAUGGUCAGCAGCAGCAGUCAGUGUAGUUUACUUUUCUAUGACUGAAACCUUGGUCAGACACUUGGCUUUCCUCUAGUUCAGCCAGGCUGCUGAUUAUUUUUUCCUAUCAGUAGAGACUGCCAAACAGCUGAAGUGCAGAAGGCUUCCUCUGAGCUGGGAGCAGCUGUCUUUCCUAAGUGUAAGAUUUGACACUGUAAAUUCUUAAAUAAAAUAUUUUGCGCUCUGGAGCACUUUCACA